This is a messenger RNA of Cygnus olor (mute swan), 669 nucleotides long. It is a transcript of the gene GSC2, whose product is annotated as goosecoid homeobox 2. Gene Ontology annotation, cellular component: nucleus. The transcript has 3 exons. NCBI's taxonomy places the organism in Eukaryota, Metazoa, Chordata, Aves, Anseriformes, Anatidae. Gene Ontology annotation, molecular function: RNA polymerase II cis-regulatory region sequence-specific DNA binding; DNA-binding transcription factor activity, RNA polymerase II-specific. Gene Ontology annotation, biological process: regulation of transcription by RNA polymerase II. The record is from RefSeq and is a predicted model, not a curated record. The coding region runs from base 1 to 669 and encodes 222 amino acids.
AUGUCUGCAGAGCCAGCACCAGACACCGGCUCAGGCAGGAAAGGUCUGCAGUGCUCGUUCAGCAUCGAGAACAUCCUCUCCAGCCCAGCAGAGAGGAGCUCCCAGGUCCUGGUCCCGCUCUGCCUGCGGGGCAUCUUGGACCGCACGCCCAAGGGACUGCGCCAGCUGGAGGCCAUCACAGCCAGCAACCUGCAGGAAGAGGAGGAGGAGGAGGAAGAGCUGGAAGAUGCCAGGUUCCCCUGGCCCAUGCGGCUGCUUCACUCAGCAGCCAGAACCUGCAGGAGUCCCCAGGGCAGCCCGAGCGAGCUGCAGGCUUUCCAGCAGAUCCAGCGCCGGACACGCCGCCAUCGCACCAUAUUCACCGAGGACCAGCUGCAGGCCCUGGAAACACUUUUCCACCAGAACCAGUACCCGGACGUCAUCACCAGAGAGCACCUGGCGAACCGCAUCCACCUGAAGGAGGAGAGGGUAGAGGUCUGGUUUAAGAACCGCCGGGCCAAGUGGCGGCACCAGAAGAGGGCGUCCGCCGCGGCGCUGGGCCUGCAGGGCACCAAGGAGCCCCCAGCCGGAGCCCCCUGCGGUCGGGGCAGCCGGGAGGACGGCGGCGAGGCGGCACGGCCCUUCCCGGCCCCGGCUCGGGGCACGGCGCUCGGGGGACGCCCCGGGUAG